GCAGGGGGGGAGACCGCUGUUUGUGCGGAGCUUUUCGGCACGAUCUUUCGGCUUCAGUGCUGCUGCCCUGUUGAAUCGCAGGCUCCUACUUCAUUAAUUUAACUGAGACUGUUUUGCGGUUUGUUAUCUGUAUUUCUCAGUUUCUCAACGCAAUUAAUGCAAAUUUAAACUUUUAUUCAAUAGAGAAAUCGUCCUUAUUGUCUAUCAGUGAAAUCCAUUGAUUUCCGUAUUUCCUGCCUUAGCGGGUGACUAGCCAUCUAAAACAAAAUGUUGGAUCCAUCAUCUAGCGAGGAGGAAGCAGAUGAGAUUGUGGAGGAGGAAAGCAAAGAGGUGAAGGCACCCCAGGCCGGGUCUCGCCUGUCUCCGAGCCGAACCAGCGAGAGCUCCGGCGGGUUACAGCCCAGCAGCCGGAGCAUCAGUGCCCGCCCGUCCAGUCCAAGUCCGUCGGUGGCCAGCGAGAAAGAAAAGGAAGAGGUGGAAAAAUUCCAGAAAGAGGAAGAAGAACGGAAGAAAAGGCUACAGCUUUAUGUUUUUGUGAUGAGAUGCAUCGCUUAUCCUUUCAAUGCAAAGCAGCCAACGGACAUGGCGAGGCGACAGCAGAAGAUUAGCAAGCAACAGCUACAGACUGUCAAGGAGCACUUCCAGGCCUUCCUCAACGGAGAGACGCAGAUCGUAGCAGACGAGGCCUUCAUCAAUGCCGUCCAGAGCUACUAUGAGGUGUUCCUGAAGAGCGACCGCGUGUCCCGGAUGGUGCAAAGCGGGGGCUUCUCAGCCAACGACUCCCGCGAUGUCUUCAAGAAGCACAUUGAGAAGCGUGUGCGUAGCCUUCCGGAGAUUGACGGCCUCAGUAAGGAAACAGUGCUCAGUUCCUGGAUUGCCAAGUUCGACACCAUCUACAGGGGAGAGGAGGACCCACGCAAGCAGCAGCAGCGCAUGACGGCCAGCGCUGCCUCUGAGCUCAUCCUCAGCAAGGACCAGCUCUACGAGAUGUUCCAGCAGAUCCUAGGCAUCAAGAAGUUUGAGCACCAGCUGCUCUAUAAUGCCUGCCAGUUGGACAACCCCGACGAGCAGGCUGCCCAGAUCAGACGGGAGCUGGACGGCAGGCUGCAGAUGGCGGAGCAGAUAGCGAGAGCAGGAAAGUUUCCUAAGUUUGUCUCCAAAGACAUGGAGGGGAUGUACAUCGAGGAGCUCAAGUCGUCGGUGAACCUGCUGAUGGCCAACCUGGAGAGCAUGCCCGUGUCCAAGGGGGGCGAGUUCAAGCUGCAGAAGCUGAGGAGGGGUCACAACACCUCCAUCAUGGACAUGGGCCAGGAAGACGAGAACCAGCUCUCCAAGUCGGACGUGGUGCUCUCCUUCACUCUGGAGGUGGUGAUCAUGGAGGUGCAGGGCUUAAAGUCACUGGCCCCCAACCGCAUUGUUUACUGUACCAUGGAGGUGGAGGGCGGACAGAAGCUGCAGACUGACCAGGCGGAGGCGUCGAAGCCCACCUGGGGGACUCAGGGUGACUUCACCACCACGCACCCCCUGCCAGCCGUCAAAGUGAAGCUGUUCACCGAGAGCACGGGCGUGCUGGCUCUGGAAGAUAAGGAGCUGGGACGGGUCGUCCUGCACCCCACUCCCAACAGUCCAAAACAAUCCGAACUGCACAAAAUGGUCGUAUCAAAGGCAUGCCCCGACCACGACCUGAAGAUUAAGCUGGCCAUUCGCAUGGACAAGCCGCAAAACAUGAAGCAUUGUGGGUAUCUUUGGGCAAUUGGAAAGAAUGUAUGGAAGAGAUGGAAGAAAAGGUUCUUUGUUCUGGUCCAGGUCAGCCAGUAUACAUUUGCCAUGUGCAGCUACCGGGAGAAGAAGUCUGAACCGCAGGAGCUGCUGCAGCUGGACGGCUACACGGUGGAUUACACCGACCCCCAGCCAGGUCUGGAUGGCGGUAGGGCAUUCUUUAAUGCCGUGAGGGAGGGUGACACCGUGAUCUUCGCCAGCGACGAUGAGCAGGACCGCAUCCUGUGGGUUCAGGCCAUGUACCGGGCCACGGGGCAGUCCCACAAGCCUGUUCCCCCCACCCAAGUCCAGAAGCUCAACGCCAAGGGGGGCACAGCACCCCAGCUGGAUGCACCCAUCUCCCAGUUCUAUGCGGACAGAGCUCAGAAACAUGGGAUGGACGAAUUUAUCUCCACCAAUCCGUGCAGCUUCAAUCACGCCUCGCUGUUUGAGGCGCUACAGCGACUCACCCUGGAUCACAGGCUGAACGACUCAUACUCCUGCCUGGGCUGGUUCAGUCCAGGUCAGGUCUUCGUCCUGGACGAGUACUGCGCCCGGAACGGCGUACGGGGGUGUCACAGGCACCUGUGCUACCUGAAUGACCUGCUGGAGCGGGCUGAGAACGGCGCCAUGAUCGACCCCACCCUGCUGCACUACAGCUUCGCCUUCUGUGCCUCACACGUCCAUGGGAACAGGCCAGACGGGAUUGGGACAGUGACGGUGGAGGAGAAAGAGCGUUUUGAGGAGAUCAAGGAGCGUCUACGGGUUCUUCUGGAGAACCAGAUCACACAUUUCAGGUAUUGCUUCCCGUUUGGCCGGCCUGAAGGAGCUUUAAAAGCCACGCUGUCUUUACUAGAAAGGGUCCUCAUGAAAGACAUAGUAACCCCCGUCCCACAGGAGGAGGUGAAGGCCGUCAUCCGCAGCUGUUUGGAGCAGGCAGCUCUGGUCAACUACCAGCGGCUUUCCGAGUACGCUAAAGUGGAAGGGAAAAAGAGAGAAAUGUAUGAGCAUCCUGUCUUCUGCUUGGCGUCUCAAGUGAUGGAUUUAACCAUUCAGAACGUAGGCCGCUUAGUCACUCCCGCCAAAAAGCUGGAAGACACCAUUCGCCUGGCCGAAUUGGUCAUCGAGGUCCUUCAGCAGAAUGAGGAGCAUCACGCCGAGGCUGCUGUCAUGGGCGCGGGGGAUCAGUCGGCCUUCGCCUGGUGGUCAGACCUGAUGGUGGAGCAUGCUGAGACCUUCCUCUCCCUCUAUGCCGUGGACAUGGAUGCCGCCUUAGAGGUCCAGCCCCCGGAUAGCUGGGACAGCUUUCCGCUCUUCCAGCUGCUCAAUGAUUUCCUUCGGAUUGACUAUCACCUGUGCAACGGAAAGUUCCACAAACACCUGCAGGAUCUGUUUGCCCCGCUGGUGGUUAGAUAUGUGGACCUGAUGGAGUCAUCAAUCGCUCAGUCGAUACACAGGGGCUUCGAGCGCGAGUCCUGGGAGCCAGUGAAGAAUUUAAGCAGUAAUCUGCCCAAUGUGAAUCUGCCAAACGUGAAUCUUCACAUGCCCAAAGUACCAAACCUACCCGUACCGGUUAACCUUCCACACGUGCCUAGCAUUUCCACGCCGUCAUGGAUGGGACCCUUGUAUGACUUCCACAACGGCUCAGGCACCUCUGAGGACCUCUUCUGGAAGCUGGACGCACUGCAGUCCUUCAUCCGCGACCUGCACUGGCCCGAGGAGGAGUUCGGCAAGCACCUGGAGACGCGACUGAAGCUCAUGUCCAGCGACAUGAUUGAGUCCUGCGUGCGGCGGACGAGGGCAGCGUUCGAGUCGAAGCUCCAGAAAAGCAGCCGGACGACAGACUUCCGCGUGCCGCAGUCAAUAUGCACCAUGUUCAACGUGAUGGUGGACGCCAAGGCCCAGUCAGCCAAGCUGUGCGCCAUGGAGCAGGGCCAGGAGAGACAGUACCAUUCCCAGAUCGACAAUCUCAUCGAGGAGACGGUUAAGGAGAUGACCACUCUUCUGGUAGCGAAGUUUGUGGUCAUUCUCGAAAGCGUCCUGGCCAAGCUGUCCCGGUACGACGAAGGGACACUCUUCUCUUCAUUCCUCUCUUUCACAGUGAAAGCAGCCUCAAAGUAUGUGGAUGUCCCUAAGCCUGGGAUGGAUGUGGCAGACAGCUACGUGACGUUUGUGCGCCACUCUCAGGACAUUCUGCGAGAUAAGGUCAAUGAGGAGAUGUACAUAGAAAGGUUAUUUGACCAAUGGUACACCAGCACUAUGAAUCUCCUGGGGACCUGGCUGACCGACCGCAUGGACCUCCAGCUCCACGUCUACCAACUGAAAAUCCUCAUCAGGAUCGUGAAGAAAAAGUACCGUGACUUCCGACUACAAGGAGUGCUGGACUCCACACUGAACAGCAAGAUGUAUGAAACUGUGCGGAAUCGGCUGACACUGGAAGAGACCACAGCGUCAGUCCGAGAAGGCGGCAUGCAGGGAAUUUCCAUGAGGGACAGUGAUGAGGAAGAGGAUGACGACUAGAACACUGGGUGGG
Molecule: messenger RNA, 4291 nt
Organism: Paramormyrops kingsleyae
Lineage: Eukaryota; Metazoa; Chordata; Actinopteri; Osteoglossiformes; Mormyridae
Gene: cadpsa
Product: Ca2+-dependent activator protein for secretion a
Biological process (GO): positive regulation of exocytosis; synaptic vesicle exocytosis; dense core granule exocytosis
Cellular component (GO): glutamatergic synapse
Source: RefSeq, a predicted model, not a curated record